AUGCAGUCUUCCCUGAUCUUUUGCUUCUUAAUAACAGCCCUAGUGGCCGUUAGCGUCAGCCGACCCACAGCUACAGAGGAGAGGAUCCGAAUCAUGGCCCGAACUAUCAUCACCAGAAUUAAAAAAAUCAAGGAUGAGCACUUCCAGAUGUCUCCAGAGAUUGAUUUUGGCACUGACAUCGACACCCCCAUUGAUGGUCUCACUUCUGUCUUUGUUCACUUGAGCUACCUUCAGCUGAGGCUGCGGGCGCCUCCAGCCCUGCACUUACAGCAGGUCCAAGUAGACCUGGAAACUCUCCUAAGAACACUGGAGGGACUGGCCAUUUCACAGGGAUGCCCCCUGCCCAACCCUGAGACCCCAGUGCACAAAGAUGAAACAGCCUUCCCUGUCACCUCUAACUACCUGUACCUCCUGGAGCUCCAGAGGUACCUUGAAAAUCUUUGCCUGAACAUGGACAAACUAAAAUGGUGCAAAGAUACGGAUGUGGCUGAGACGUUUAUAUUCUGA
Messenger RNA from Onychostoma macrolepis, 507 nucleotides. It is a transcript of the gene lepb, whose product is annotated as leptin b. Gene Ontology annotation, cellular component: extracellular region. Gene Ontology annotation, molecular function: hormone activity. The record is from RefSeq and is a predicted model, not a curated record. The coding region runs from base 1 to 507 and encodes 168 amino acids. Gene Ontology annotation, biological process: signal transduction. The transcript is spliced from 2 exons. NCBI's taxonomy places the organism in Eukaryota, Metazoa, Chordata, Actinopteri, Cypriniformes, Cyprinidae.